Molecule: messenger RNA, 438 nt
Organism: Amorphotheca resinae ATCC 22711
Lineage: Eukaryota; Fungi; Ascomycota; Leotiomycetes; Helotiales; Amorphothecaceae
Exons: 4
Coding region: 115-429 (104 amino acids)
Cellular component (GO): mitochondrial matrix
Molecular function (GO): protein-folding chaperone binding; ATP binding; metal ion binding
Source: RefSeq, a predicted model, not a curated record
GAAACAUUCACUUAACAAGUACAUAAACCCCCUUGCUUUCUCCAAUCCGCUCAAAAACACAUCCAACCGCUCUACCAAACCACCUCCGGUUCAAAUUCCACAAAAGCUUUCAAGAUGACUACCGCACUCAAGUCCAUCAAGUCCCUCGCCCCUCUCCUCGACCGCGUCCUGGUCCAGCGCAUCAAGGCAGAGGCCAGAACCGCGUCUGGUAUCUAUCUCCCGGAGUCGAGCGUCAAGGAACUCAACGAGGCGAGAGUUUUGGCUGUUGGUCCCGGUGGCCUGGACAAGGAUGGAAAGAGAAUUACCCCUAGUGUGGCGCCUGGUGACAAGGUUUUGAUCCCACAGUACGGUGGAUCGCCCGUUAAGGUUGGAGACGAAGAAUACUCUCUGUUCAGAGAUCACGAUAUCCUUGCCAAGAUCAACGAAUAGAUAAUGAUC